Cynocephalus volans (Philippine flying lemur) is the source of this 1601-nucleotide messenger RNA. RefSeq names its product calmodulin-lysine N-methyltransferase (gene CAMKMT). Gene Ontology annotation, molecular function: calmodulin-lysine N-methyltransferase activity. Bases 93 to 1064 code for a protein of 323 amino acids. The record is from RefSeq and is a predicted model, not a curated record. The transcript has 11 exons. Lineage: Eukaryota; Metazoa; Chordata; Mammalia; Dermoptera; Cynocephalidae. Gene Ontology annotation, cellular component: cytoplasm.
GCGUCACAGGUCCUGGUAGGGAAGAAGUAAGUAGGUCCUGGUAGGGGAGUUCUGUGACGGCGGCACCUCCGGGUAUAGACCGAGCGAGUGGGAUGGAGUCGCGAGUCCCGGACUCCGGGGCUAGCGAGACCGAGCAAGCCGCGGACAGGGGACUGGCAAGUGGUGGCGCCGCUCCAGGGCCCUCAGUUUCGGCGCCCCUGGGAGCCGCCCGAUGGAAGCUCUUGAAGCAGGUUCUGAAGCACAAACGCCUGGAUGAUUGUCUGCGACAUGUAUCUGUAAGAAGAUUUGACUCGUUUAAUCUGUUCUCAGUAACAGAAGCCAAAAAAAGGGAAAGUGAAGAGGAGGUUGGUACGUGGGUUCAAUAUGCAAGUGUCUUCUAUCCUGAAUACAGUAUCUCCUUAAGGCAUAAUAGUGGGUCCUUGAAUGUUGAAGAUGUUCUUACCAGCUUUGACAAUACGGGAAAUAUUUGCAUCUGGCCAUCUGAAGAGGUUCUGGCUUACUACUGCCUCAAGCACAGUAAUACAUUCAGGGACCUUGCUGUGUGUGAGCUAGGGGGUGGCAUGACAUGCUUGGCUGGGCUCAUGGUUGCUAUUUCUGCAGAUGUCAAAGAAGUUCUGUUAACUGAUGGGAAUGAAAAGGCCAUCAGGAAUGUGAGAGACAUCAUCACAAGGAAUCAGAAGGCUGGUGUGUUUAAGACUCAGAAGAUAUCAAGCUGCGUUUUACGAUGGGAUAAUGAGACAGAUGUCUCUCAACUGGAAGGACAUUUUGACAUUGUUAUGUGUGCUGACUGCCUGUUUCUGGACCAGUACAGAGCCAGCCUUGUUGAUGCAGUAAAGAGAUUACUCCAGCCCAGGGGGAAAGCGAUGGUAUUCGCCCCAUGCCGAGGGAAUACUUUAAACCAGUUUUGCAAUUUAGCUGAAAAAGCUGGUUUCUCUAUCCAAAGACAUGAAAAUUAUGAUGAACACAUUUCAAACUUCCACUCCAAGUUGAAAAAGGAAAACCCUGAUGUAUAUGAAGAAAACCUUCAUUACCCACUUCUGCUUAUUUUAACCAAAAAUGGAUAGAAGAUUAUUAAGCUUCUCAAAAGACCAAGAAAACAUCAAAUGCACAGGAACUGUUUUUACAAAACCAGAAAUCUGUAAUGGGUAUAAUAUGCAGCAAGCCAUUGGAUCCCUGAGAUUUCUGAGCCCCAGGACUGGGGCCCCCACCCCAUUUGCCACAUUCUAUGUUUGGGUUAUGGGUUCCACCUGUCCCCACCCACAUUAUUCCCCAGCCAUCCUCACCCAGCUCCCUCACCUCUCUUUUUACAGUCUGCUUGUUGCUCUUCCUGCACCAAACCUUUGUCUAUCUUUAAAUAUGGAUAAACAGCCUGUCUGAGGUUUGACUCAUGAGCAACCUGGAUAAUUUUUCCCUCUGAGACAGAAUUUCCUUUGGCGAUUCCCACCCACCUUUUUUUUUUUUUUUCUUUUUAAAUCUGGUCUUUGUUCUUUUUUGGUGGUGGCAGUUUUUAAUCUGUAAACACAGCAAACAUCAUGAUUCCUGGCUUAAAAAAUAUAACAAAGUCCAUCUUUCUGAUCUCCCUCCAAUUAAUUAUAUUAAAU